Molecule: messenger RNA, 6876 nt
Organism: Naegleria gruberi
Lineage: Eukaryota; Heterolobosea; Eutetramitea; Acrasida; Naegleriidae
Product: basal body protein NBP-2
Exons: 2
Coding region: 1-6849 (2282 amino acids)
Molecular function (GO): protein binding
Source: RefSeq, a predicted model, not a curated record
AUGUCUCUUGACUACUGUAUGGUCUCUAACAGAGUAAAACUCUGUAAGGUUACUGUUUGUAUGCUUGUGACCCUAGUUAUCUUGUCCAUUUUGGCUUCUAAUACUAAUGCAUUUGAAUGUACAGGUACAGAUUCUUGUAAUGGUAGAGGUUUUUGUUCAACCACAGGUGAUUCUUGUCAAUGUUUGACAACUCUCAACUAUGAUUUGAAUAAUAAUGCCAAUACUAUGGUUGCUAACUCUUCCCUUUCAUUCUAUACUCUAGGUUCAAGUGAUGGAGAAGAACCAUCCUAUACUUUCAUUUCUGGUAAUACUACCUAUGUUUCCAAAAUUACUUUUGAUGGUACUAAUGUAAAUGUUAUUGUAAAGAAUCAAAGUAUUUUGACUCAAGAUGUUGGUAGUGGAUAUCAAUACCUCACUCUCAAAAUUGAUGGUAGUUUAGGAAUGUGUCAAAGUGAUAAGAUUGAUUGUGUUGCUCUCACUAGUAACGGUGGUGUUAAUUCUGCUGCUUGUAAUGGAACUGGUCCUUUCUAUUUCUUCUUUAGAAAGGAUGGUUUAAUCUCUGUUUUAGAUAGUACUGGUGCAGAAUGUUGGAACAGUAAUGUUUUCGAUUCAUCAGUUAAAUAUCAAGAUUUUGCUGGUACUAGUUGUCAAGAUUCAUUGUAUUAUUGUAAUGGUAUUGUAAAUACUGAUGCUAAUGUUUGUAGUGGUAAGGGAAAGUGUGGUUCUACUGGUUGUACUUGUAACAAUACAACUCAAUGGACUGGAUCUGAUUGCUCAACCCCUAUUUGUUAUGGUUUACCUUCUACUGAUGCUAACGUUUGUAAAGGAAGAGGUUCAUGUGCUGCUCCAGAUUCUUGUUCAUGCACUAUUGGUCAAGCUCCAUAUUGUAAUGUAACUUGUGGAAAUGUUUCUGAAAGUUCUCCUAGUGUCUGUAAUGGAUUUGGUCAAUGUAUUUCCCAAGAUACUUGUCAAUGUACAAAUCCAAAUUAUUCUGGUAAGAAUUGUGAUGUUUAUAGUUGGGUAUGUCAAGAUGUCAAUUCUUGUAACUCUAAAGGUUUCUGUGCCAAUAGUACUUUGUGUGAUUGUUCCUAUGAUUACAUGAAUAUUGUUAAUGGUGGUGCUACUCUCUAUCGUGAUGUUGUUACUAAUGCUUUUGCUAAUUCUCCAAAUUUCAAUUGUUCCCUUCGUCAAGUUGCUACUGUUGUAAAUAAUCAAACUGUAUAUCCAUUGGUAGGAAUUUGUGGUGGUGUCACUAUUUGGACUUAUCCAAUUACUACUUUUACUAGUUUACUUGAAUAUCUCACAAUUACAGCAAAUGGUCACGUUCUUGUUGAAGGUAACACUCAACUCUUAGAUUUCAAUUCUAAUAUGGCAAUUAAUACAACCACUCCUGUUUACAGUAUGGGAAAUGAUGGUGUAUUCAGAAUUUACUCAUCCACUGGUACAAAUACCUAUUCUCUUGGUACUUCAAAUGGUCUUACAGGUUGGACUCUUGCUUAUGGUCAACAAUGUCAAUCUUCACACAGUUUUUGUAAUGGUCUCCUCGAUACUGAUCCAAAUGUUUGUAGUAGACGUGGUUCAUGUGUUAUGGGAAGUUAUUGUGAUUGUAAGCAUGGUUUUGGUGGUACUAAUUGUGAAAAGGAAGCCACUUGUGAUGGAAUUCCUCAAUCAUCCAACUUAACUUGUUCAGGACAUGGUAAUUGCACUUUCCAGGGAUGUACUUGUACUGCUCCAUACUAUGGAAGUAAUUGUUCUCAAAGAUAUUAUACCUGUUAUGGUAUUGCUUCAACAAAUCCAUCUACUUGUAGCGCUAAUGGUAAAUGUGUUGAAGACAAUACUUGCGUUUGUAAUAAUGGUUUCAGUGGAUCAAUGUGUCAAAGUCUUUCAUCUAACAAUGGAACUAACAAUGGUACAAUCAACAAUAAUGGUACAAUUAAUAACAAUGGUACUGUUAAUAAUAAUGGAACUAUUAACAAUAAUGGUACAACCAAUAAUAAUGGUACUGCUAACAAUGGUACUGUUAAUAACAAUGGAACAAUUAACAACAAUAAUGGUACAUCUAAUAAUGGUACUUCCAAUAAUAAUGGAACCGUUGUUGAUCCAUGUAAGAAUAUCACUUGUCAAUAUGGUAUUUGCUCUGCAGGCAAGUGUAUCUGUAGUUAUAGUACCGAUUAUUUCUAUUAUGGACCUACUUGUUCAAAAUACAGUGCAGUUAUGUGUCAAAGCUUAAUGCAAGCUUCCACAGCUCCAUUCUGUGCCUCAGUUGGUGUAACUCCUAAUAUUAUGAAUUUUGUUUCUGAACUUGGUUAUAAUCUUCUUGCUAAAUAUAAUGGUGCGCUUAAUGAAAGCGUUGUCAGUGCUCAAGCUGUUUCAGAACUAGAUAAUGCUGCCUUGUUAAUGUCUCAAGCAUUCGUCAAAGCUUGUACCAAUGAUGCUUGCCGUCUUGCCUAUAAGAGAUAUGCUUGCUAUUCACAAUUCCCAAUUUGUUCUGCAAAUACUUACAUGCCAGUUUGUAAUGGUGCUUGUACUACUGCCCUUAGUCCAUAUCCACUUCCAAAUGUUAAUUUGACAAGUUUGUGUGGAUCUCUUCCAUCUAAAUAUUGUACCAAUGAUAUUAACUAUGUAGAUGCCAAGUGUGUUGGUGUAACUUGUUCUGGUCGUGGAUCUUGUUCAAAUGGAACUUGUAAUUGUGCAAGUGGCUAUACUGGUGCUAAUUGUGAACAAGUUAUCAUUCCAUACUCUCUCACUCCUGCCUGUGUAAAUGUAAUGUCCUCAUCUUCAACUCCUUUCUGUGCCUCUGCUGGAGUUGUUCUCCCAUUGUAUAAUGUUAAUUUAAUGAAUGGUGCUAAGAGUGAAAGCCAAGCUGCUAGUAUGCUUGCUGCUAGUUUAGCUCAAUUAGAUGCCCAAGCUAAUGCUACCUUCUUAACUGGAUCUUCUUAUAAUCCUAAUUGUGCAACUGCUGAUUGCUUGAUUCAUAUUAAGAGAUAUGCAUGUUAUACUACAUUCAAGUCUUGUAUUAAUACUACUUCAACUGCUGUUCCAUGGUGUAAAUCUGCAUGUCAAAUCAUGUAUACUCAAGCUAGUACUAUUGCUAAUUUUAGUUAUCCAAUGAAUGCUACAUGUGACUCAUUCCCUGACUCCAACUGUAACUACGGUGUCUACCUUCCUUCCACUACCACUUGUUUUGGUAAAUCAAUUAAGGAUGCUACUGUAUGUUCAGGAAAAGGAUCAUGUAUUUCUCAAGAUACUUGUAAUUGUGCAAAUGGUUAUUCUGGAAGCAAUUGUGAAAAGGCAGUUUGUUUCUCAAAGAUUAGUUCUGAUUCAUCAGUUUGUUCAGGAAGAGGUUCAUGUGUUGCUCCAAAUAGUUGUACAUGUAAAACAGGAUACACAGGAGAAAAAUGUGAACUUCCAACAUGUAAUGGUAAGAGUGAUGUUUUGGGUGGUUGUUCAUUCCGUGGAUCUUGUAAUACUACUGAUUCUUGUAUCUGUAAUGGUAAUUUUGAUUCAUCAACAUUCUGUUCUAAAUGUAAGAGUGGUUAUGUUGGAUCAAAUUGUGAUGUUCCAGUAUGUUUCUUAAUUUCUGCCACUGAUAGUACUGUUUGUGGAGGUCAAGGUUCUUGCAUUAGUCCAAACACUUGUAAAUGUAAAUCAGGAUAUUCAGGCACUGCUUGUCAAACCUUCUCUUGUUAUGGUAUUUCAAAGACUGACAGUAAUGUCUGUGGUGGAAGUACAAGAGGUUCAUGUAUUGGUCCAGACAAUUGUAAAUGUGUUACCAAUUGGAACAAUAAGAAUAAUACUUGUACUAGUUGCAGUCCUGCAUACACUGGUUCUUCAUGUACUACUCCAGUUUGUAGUGCAACUGAUACAUGUAAUUCUCAUGGUACUUGUGAUUCUAAUUUCAAGUGUGUCUGUACUGGUAAUUUCAUUGGUGAUUAUUGUUCAUCAUGUGCCACUGGAUUUGUUGGUGCAAAUUGUGAUAUUUCUUGCUCAGCUGCCAAGACAUGUAAUUCACACGGUUCAUGUACCAAUACUGGUUCUUGUACUUGUAAUGGUAAUUUUGAUCCUUCUUUCAAUUGUGCAUCUGCUAAAUGUCUUAAUGGUUUCUUGGGUGAUGGAUGUAAUUACAAGGUUGAUACAUCUUCUUUCAAGUUCAAUGCUAAUGGUGAUAGAAUUACUGCUACCAUUUAUAAUGCUGUCAAGACUCAAGUUGCCUGUUCUCAAAUUAUUUCAUCUCUCUCCAAGCUUGGUACUGGUCCAAUUUGUAACAUGGAUGGUAAAUCAUCUAUUGAAAUUAUUUUAGGUGUUGGUGCUACCAUUGUUACUGGUGAUUCAUUAACUCUUUAUUCAUUGAUUGGUGACUCUAGCUCAACUGUUAAUGCUGUUGUUUCUGCUGGUGAAUUUGUUGCUUUAGCACCAACUUCUGCAUUGACUUCUGACAAGUCUCUUGUUUCCCAAUGUGAUGUUUUGAAUUUGAAUGCAUUUGAUUCUGUUUCUCUUGAUCGUCGUCCUCUUACAUUCUCUUGGACUUGUACUGCUGGUCCAUCAUCAGAUGAUCAAACCAAAUUGAAUUCUUUAAUUUCCUCUACUACAUUGAGUGGUACUUCUGUUAAAUUCCUCAUUGGAACUACAAGUCUCAUUACACCAGUAAUUUCAUUCCCAACUUGUUAUACUGGUACAGGUGCUACAACUUAUACAUUUACACUUGAUGGAUCUGUUUCAAAGGUUUCAUCCUUAUCAGUUUCUACCAAGAAUAACUUGUUGGUCCUUGGUUCUAGUUUUACCAAUAUUAAUCAAGAAGGUGAUUAUUACUUUAUUGUAACUGCAUCUGCUGAUAGUGCUCAAGCAGUUAGUACAACUGUUAAAGUUAGUGCUGUUGCUCAACCUAUUUCAGUUGCAUUCAGUGUUCCAGAUAUGACUCAAUCUAAGGAUGACCCAGUUGCCUUCUCUAUUUCUGUUACUGAUCCAAGUAAUACUCAAGAUACAUUGACUCUCUCAACAACAUGUAUUGAUUCAACUGGUACUUCUUGUUCUAAUCCAGGUUCUGCUUCAUCAUUCAGUUCUUCAUUCGCAGCUGGUACUUAUAUCUUUACUACCACUGCUACUAAGGGUUCAAGAACUUCAAGUGCCAAAUUGACAAUUACAGUUCUCGAUACUUCAAAGAGUUUAAUUGUCAGAGUUUCAAUUACUUCCAAUGUUGAUUUGACAACUGUUGAUCCAACAAAGGACUUGUAUUUGACCUAUAAUACUUUGGAUUCCUUGUCUGCUCCAACAUUCUCUUGGACCUCUGCUACUGGUGAUGUUUCUUCAAGUUCUCUUCUCAUCAUUCCAAGCUCUAAUCUUGUUCCUGGUUCUUCCUAUGUUGUUUCUUUAUCAGUUGUUGAUGGUGCUAAAUCCGGUACUGCAUCUGUCACAAUUACAGUCAACUCUCCUCCAACAGUUGGUGUCUUUGAAGUUUAUCCAACUAGUGGUGUUGCUUUGAGUGAUUCAUUCAGUCUCAAGUGUGGUAAUGGUUGGUCUGAUCCACAAACUCCAUUAUCAUUCCAAUUCUUCUUCUAUGAUUCUGUAUCUAUGAAGUGGAAUUCACUCACUGAAAAGUCUCAACAACAAAGUGCCAACAUUCAACUUCCAUCACCAAGUUCAGGUUCAACAUUGACUAUUAAGGCUGUUGUUUAUGAUGCUUUGGGAGCUUCUUCUGAAUCUAGAACAAAUAUUACCAUUACUCAACCAAGUAAUGCCGACGUUGCAAGUACUUUAACUUCAAUGGCAAAGGGUACUAAUACUGUUACCUUGUCUGGUGUUAGUGCUGCAAUGUUUGUUAUUGGUGCUGUUAGUAAUCCAACUGAUGCUGAAAAGGCAGCCAUUCAACAAGCUUCUACUGCACUUGCCAAUUCAUUCUUAUUACAACAAGCUCAAAGUGCUGCUGUUACAUCACUUUCUUCAUCAGCAGCUGAAAGUAGUAUCUCCUUCUCAAGCUCUGUUGCUGGUUCAGUUUCAAAGGGUCUCUUUGCUGAUUCAACAACUUCUCAAGUUAUUUCAAGCUUGUCAAAUACUACAUCUUCUGUAACAUCAAGUUCUUCUGUUAGUCUUUCUGAUGAUGCUAUUGCAAGUACUUUGGCAACUGCUAAUAAUUUCCUUGCCUACAUCAAGUCCAAAUUAUCAAAGAGAUCUUUCAGUUCUGCUGAUCUUACUAAUUUGAAUGCUGUCUUUGCAAGUGUUGCUUCUAUCAAGACUAAGAAUGUUGUUCCUGAUGCACCAGCUGCUACUGUAACUGCCAAUGGUGUCACAACUUCUUCUCGUAAGGUCAAUCUUGCUUCUUUGAAUUCUAUGGCUCAAAAUACUACAGGAAAGGAUCAAAUCAAGUUCAAGAAUAAUAUUGCCGCAUUGACUGCCUUUGCUAAUGCCAAAUCUGUUAGUGUUACAGUCAAGACAACUAGUACAUCUGUUACUAAUGCUGUCACCAAUGCCAUGACAUUCUCAUUUGCUGAUGGAACUAGUUCUGCAACUAUUUCAGUUUCUAGCUCUUCUCCAAUUGCUGAUUUGGUAUUUGGUACAACCAAGAGUUUGACAAGAUCAAUCACUGCAACCCAAGUCAUCUGUAAAUCUGUCGAUUCAAGUGGUGCUGCUUCAGAUGCUUCAGGAUGUACUGUUGUAAUUGGAAGUGAUGGUACUGCCACAGCAACUGUUUCAAGUACUGGUACUUAUUUGUUGACUCAACAAACAAUUACUGCUACAUCGAGUGGUAAAACUGUUACUCCUAAACCUUCAAAGCUCAGUAGUGCUCCAGCAAGUACUUUCUCAAUGAUGUUGACUCUUUUCAUUGCUGCUAUUACAUUGAUUAUUUUACAAUAGAUAAUAAACAAUUUACAAUUCUUCUAA